UUAAAAUUUGCACUUUCUGAAAUAAAACAUAUAUAUACAUUUUAAGUUCAGUACAUGUGCAGGAUGUGCAGGUUUGUUACAUAGGUAAAUGUAUGCCAUGGUGGUUUGCUGCACCUAUCAUCCCAUUGUCUAGGUAUUAAGCCCAGAACGCAUGAGCUAAAUUUUCUGAUGCUCUUCCUCUCCCCAUACCCCCGAUAGGUCCCAGUUGUUCCUCUCCCUGUGUCUAUGUUAAAACAUACAUCUUUUAAUAUGACUGCUAAAAAUGAUCAUUUCAGGGUCUCGAAUAUUGUCAAGCAUUCUUCAUCUCCAUCAGAGAGCAAGGAAGUAUGAGCCCUGAGAACCUGAGCAGCGUGUCCGAGUUCCUCCUCUUGGGUCUCCCCAUCCAGCCAGAGCAGCAGGCGGUGUUCUUUGCCCUGUUCCUGGGCAUGUACCUGACCACAGUGCUGGGGAACCUGCUCAUCAUCCUGCUCAUCCGGCUGGACUCUCGCCUCCACACCCCCAUGUACUUCUUCCUCAGCCACUUGGCUCUCACUGACAUUUCCUUUUCAUCUGUCACUGUCCCUAAGAUGCUGAUGGACAUGCAGACAAAGUACAAAUCGAUACCCUAUGAGGAGUGCAUUUCUCAGAUGUAUUUUUUUGUAUUUUUUACUGACCUGGACAGCUUCCUUAUUACAUCAAUGGCGUAUGACCGAUAUGUUGCCAUAUGUCACCCUCUCCACUACACCACCAUCAUGAGGGAAGGGCUCUGUGCCUUCUUAGUGACUGUAUCUUGGAUUCUGUCUUGUGCCAGCUCCCUCUCUCAUACCCUUCUGCUGACCCGGCUCAUGAAGAGUGGGAACCAGAGCAGCAUAUCUGAGUUCCUCCUCCUGGGUCUUCCCAUACUGCCAGAGCAGCAGGCCAUGUUCUUUACCCUGUUCCUGGGCAUGUACCUGAUCACGGUGCUCGGAAACCUGCUCAUCAUCCUACUCAUCCGGCUGGACUCUCACCUCCACACCCCCAUGUACUUCUUCCUCAGCUGCUUGGCUCUCACUGACAUCUCCCUUUCAUCUGUCGCUGUCCCAAAGAUGUUAAUCAGCAUGCAAACUCAGGAGCAAUCUAUUCCCUUUGCAGGGUGUGUAACUCAGAUGUAUUUUUUCAUAUUUUUCACUGAUCUGGACAAUUUCCUUCUCACCUCAAUGGCAUACGAUCGGUACGUGGCCAUCUGUCACCCACUCCGCUACACCACUAUCAUGAAAGAGGGACUGUGUACCUUGCUAGUAGCUGUGUGCUGGAUCCUCUCCUGUACCAAUGCCCUGACUCACACUCUCCUCCUGGCCCAGCUAUCCUUUUGUGCUGACAACACCAUCCCCCAUUUCUUCUGUGACCUUGCUGCCUUACUCAAGCUCUCAUGCUCAGACAUCUCCCUCAAUGAGCUGGUCAUUUUCACAAUGGGACAGGCAGUCAUUACUCUACCACUAAUAUGCAUCUUGAUCUCUUACGGCCACAUUGGGGUUAGCAUCCUGAAGGCUCCAUCUACCAAGGGGAUCUGCAAAGCCUUGUCCACCUGCAGCUCCCACCUCUGUGUGGUGUCUCUGUAUUAUGGCACAAUUAUUGGACUGUAUUUUGUCCCCUCGUCCAGCGCCUCCAGCGAUAAGGACAUAAUUGCCUCUGUGAUGUACACGGUGGUCACCCCAUUGCUGAAUCCCUUCAUUUAUUGCCUAAGGAACAGGGACAUAAAGGGAGCCCUGGAGAGACUCUUCAACAGGGCAAUAGUCUUAUUUCAAUGACAUUUGUUCUUCUUUAUAGCAGACACAUGUGUCGACCUAUCUCCAGAUGAUAGAUUCUUAAUCCUGAUCCCAGCAAGGGAUAAGUGCUCAGUAACUCUUUGAUGACUUGAAUUGCAUUCUGUUACAAUUAUUCUCUCUUUUCCUCUUUAGCAUAAAUGGUGAAUUCUGAGUUUAUAUAAUUGUUUAUUUGUCUUGCCUAUUAGAUUCAGAAAUUACAUAGCUAACAGAACUUAAAUCUUUCCUUUUAUUUCCUGGCAAUUCAUUUUUUCAUAUGAAUUGUUUAAAUAUGUUGACUAACAGGCUUCCCUUGGCAGAGAAAGGUUGAAGGAUUGGGUAUUUGUAAAGUUGUUUUCCUUUCCUUCUUCUCAUUCAGUUCUCGUCUUACGUUUUUGAUUGUUGGUGGUGAUGGUGGUAGGUCAGGAGUAGAAACUGUAUAGUACCCUUUACAGAUCCAAAAAGCUAUUCACUGCCAUAAGUUCAGCUGCUCCACUUCAGAGCUUGAGGUUCCUCCUUGAUUUCAGGAACACUGACCACUCUUCUAGACUACAACAUCUUUCAUUCAACAGUUCACUUUUAGACCAGUUGUCUAUGAAGUUUUCUGACUACACAUGUGAGUUUCAAUCACGACACAGACUCACUCCAGGUAAGGAAUGAGAACAAAAGUGUUCACAGUCAGUAGCCUUCUGUCACGCUCACUGAACUUGGUCCCUUUCCCAUUCAGUCCCUUCACUGUCAUUCUCAGUGAAAAGCACUUCUAUCAGCUUAGUGACCCCUGGUUUGUAUUAUUUGCCCAAGUAAUUGUCUAUCAUUUUCUUCUAUAUUCUUCACCAUCCAGUGAAGGGGCACACAGGUCUCUCUCUUCAUUCCCCUACUUAGUUAAAGAUAAACAGAAUUACAAAUGCUUCUGAGAAUCAACAUUAUGUAGUUGCAAGAGAAGAAUAUUUGGAAAGAUGGAUGUCAUCUGUAAUCUGUAUAUACCAGGGUGGUGGUUGUGUGGCCUUUGACAAUUCACUUAACUCAUCUGAACCUGAAUUUCUUCUUCUCUAUAGGUGAAAAAUUUCUAAAACACCUAACAUAUUUUUUAUUUGAAGGAAAUGCAAUAUUAAAUUGGGUUUAACACUACAACAGACCAAGAAUAAUGAAUGUUAGUUUCCUCUUCCUUCUCUGUCAGAACUGAGUUUUGAAGCAGAACUUGUGCAGACACUCCUGAAUUAUGGUGACUAUGGGCAGCUGGCAUGUUGGUCAUAUUUCUGAUUCAAAAGCAAUACACUGCCCUAGGACACAGCAACACAUCUGUUCUGGCUUGAGCUAGAACCAAAUAACUAAAGGCCAAUGAAUGAGUGAGCUGAUAUGUGAGUAGAUAAGGGAAGACAAUUCAGAAGAAUACCUUACUCUUCACUUGUUUUGAUAUCGACUCACAGAGUGACCCUUCAUCAGGGGCUUGUGUAGCUGCCUUUGGCAUCCCAGAUUCCUUUGUAGAACAACAGAGAGUGCCACCCCUACCCCUUGCUGCAAGCACAGAGCCACUUUGUUUACAGGCUUAGCCCUGACCUUUUCCAGAGCCAAAAUCUGAACAGGGAUAGAAUCUUUAUUGUUGGUUGGACAAAGCAUGUCUUGGUAGCCUCAGCACACCCGUGAACUGCUGUACACUCUCAUCCCUGCUAUGGUGAUGUGAUCUGUGGAACUGAGUGCCUGCCUCAGUUUCCCUGCUGGCACUCCAGUUCUAUUGUUCAGAUCCCUGAAGAUCUGCCCAGUCUUGUCAGGCCCAUCCUCCAGAGAGGCCAACAUUGUCAUUUAUGUUCUUAGCCACAGGCUGGUGACAUUCCUCUGAAUGGCGUUUCCUCAAGAAAUGGCAAGCUCACUUGUCUGUUGGGAAGUUUUAUCUCUGUCUGUCCUACUAGUCCACCCCAUCUCCCAGAUCGGUUUGCUUUGGUUUUGCAUAGCCCAAAGCACACUGCUGUGCACCAUGUUGAUUUGAAUAUGUAAAUAGAACUGGACAUCAAUCACAUUCAAAAUAUAUACUUUAUUAGAGUGCAUUUCCCUCCAGCCAGGCCAGUGCUAAGAUUCAUGGCCUUUUCCAGUGAAGCACCUCACUGAGUUUAGAACAAAGCUAACAAGCAACAGCAUGUUUGAAAACCAUGAAUGUGAGAUUUGUUCACAAGCUUACAAAUACUUUUGAAAAUUGGUAAUUAUUGACUUAUCAAGUGACCCGUGUACAUCCUUCUCAAAAGUUAACAUUAAUUCUUUCACAGUGUGACAAUAGAACAACCUUUGUCAGAGGGGGGAAUCAAAAUACCCUAGAACCAGGUGCUCCAGCACUUGAUUUUAGCACAUAUAUAACACAGAAUUCUGACAUGGAAAUUUUAAAAGUAAACAAAAAUUAUUCAUUUUCUCAUAGAUUGAAAGUGGAAGGGGAGUUUGUUAAAGAAUUAAAUUCACUUAGGUUUUGAAGA
Callithrix jacchus (white-tufted-ear marmoset) is the source of this 4219-nucleotide messenger RNA. It is a transcript of the gene OR1J4, whose product is annotated as olfactory receptor family 1 subfamily J member 4. Gene Ontology annotation, molecular function: G protein-coupled receptor activity; olfactory receptor activity. Gene Ontology annotation, biological process: G protein-coupled receptor signaling pathway. The record is from RefSeq and is a predicted model, not a curated record. Gene Ontology annotation, cellular component: membrane. NCBI's taxonomy places the organism in Eukaryota, Metazoa, Chordata, Mammalia, Primates, Cebidae.